Molecule: messenger RNA, 1386 nt
Organism: Annulohypoxylon maeteangense
Lineage: Eukaryota; Fungi; Ascomycota; Sordariomycetes; Xylariales; Hypoxylaceae
Exons: 1
Coding region: 173-1183 (336 amino acids)
Source: RefSeq, a predicted model, not a curated record
CUAGCAUACGGAGGGGGGGUAUGCAUGUAGCAUCUCGAAUAUAAGAUAAAGAAAUGCAAUCUCAACAGAAAACGAGCAUCCUGCGUAUAUCUUUCUCUUCCACCUAGUUCAGUAAAUCAACUCACCUAACAGACAAAACACUUCAUCACUCGGACCCCAAAAACUCAUAAUAAUGGCAUCGUCACCCGCCCCCCUCACGGAAGAAGAAAAAGCCUUCUUCCUCGCGCACGGGUACCUCAAACUAACGAACUGCUUCACGCGCGAGCAAGCCGCCUCCAUAACCGACGGGGUAUGGACGCGUCUCGGGAUGUCCCCGACAGACAAGCGUACCUGGAGCAGAGAACGCACGAACAUGCCGUCCCACCGGACCUUCUCGUGCGCGGCGUUCGCGCCGAAGGCGUGGGCCGCGAUCUGCGAGCUAUGCGGCGGCGAGGACCGCGUUAAUCUCGAAAGCGACCUUUGGCGGGACUCGCUGAUCGUGAACCUCGGCACAGAGGAGAACGAGGGGAGCCCGGUUCCGCCGAAGGAGUUGGGCGGGUGGCAUGUCGAUGGGGAUUUCUUCGUGCAUUACCUUGAUAGUCCCGAGCAGGCGCUUUUGGUUAUUCCGUUGUUCACGGAUAUCGUGAGUGAGGGGGGUGGGACGAUGAUUUGCCCGAAGGCGAUUGAGAACGUGGCGAAACAGCUUUAUGAACACCCUGAGGGCGUGUCGCCGAGGAUGGUGCCGAGGGGACACCCGGACUUUCCGAUGGGGAAAGAGAGGAAUUUGCAGUGGUAUUGCGAUGUUGUGCAGAGUUGUAAUGACGGGGAUUUCGUCGAGGCGACGGGGAAUGUGGGGGAUGUAUAUUUGCUGCAUCCGCUUAUGCUGCAUAGUGCGACGAGCAAUGCGAGGCGUGAUGUGAGGAUCAUUACGAAUCCGCCGGUGAGUAUCAACAAGCCGUUUUGCUUCGAUAGGGAGGAGGGCGGAGAGUAUAGUUUGGUGGAGCGGAAAACGAUGAAUGCGGUUGGAGGCGAAGAUAUGUUAAAGGGUUGGAGGAUGACGGGGAAGAGGGAGAGAUUGGUACCGGAGAGGGUGCGUAUUCAGGAGGCGAUGAAGAGGGAGGAGAUGAGGAGGAUGGAGGAGGAACAGAAAGAGAAGCAGAGACAGGAACAUGGGUUAGGAAAGAUUGCUGCCGCUGCCGCUUGAAUUACUAGCUUGAAUAUGGUAAAAUUGAUAUAUCAUGUGCUAUAGAUGAUAGUAGCAUUCUGAUAAUGGUUGAAACGGAAUUCUUGACGCUUGGGUAGGUACCUAAGGAUGGUACCCCUUUUCUCAUUUUCUAAAUGCAAAACUGGGUCAUGUAAACUCUAUAUAGCAGUACCUAUAAUACAUCUUACGAAUAGGUUUUAUUA